Molecule: messenger RNA, 1752 nt
Organism: Condylostylus longicornis
Lineage: Eukaryota; Metazoa; Arthropoda; Insecta; Diptera; Dolichopodidae
Product: tubulin beta-3 chain
Exons: 5
Coding region: 312-1673 (453 amino acids)
Biological process (GO): mitotic cell cycle; microtubule cytoskeleton organization
Cellular component (GO): cytoplasm; microtubule
Molecular function (GO): structural constituent of cytoskeleton; GTPase activity; GTP binding
Source: RefSeq, a predicted model, not a curated record
CUUAGAAAGCUCGGUUUUAAUUUUUGUUAUUCUUUGUAGGUUUGCAUAUUUUUCGUGCAGAAUAAAAUAAUUAUUUUAAUUUAUAAAAAAUUCGUUAUUAUUUUCGUAUUAUUUAAUUUAUAAUUAGAUAAAAUAAGUGGUUUUCUAUAACAGUAAAAGUGCUACAAGCCAAAAAAGAACUUUCAGCGCAGAUCAUUAAGUAACGAAUCUAAAAUAAUAUUAAAUAAUAAAAGCUUCAACUUAAACAUCAAUAAUACGUAGAUUGAGAGAUUCAAGGAGUUUAAUUUUCUUUAUACUUCGUCAAAAUCAAAAUGAGAGAAAUAGUUCAUUUACAAGCUGGUCAAUGUGGUAAUCAAAUUGGCGCUAAGUUUUGGGAAAUUAUCUCUGAAGAACAUGGUAUCGAUCCCAAUGGUGUUUACACAGGUGAUAAUGAUCUUCAAUUGGAAAGAAUAAGCGUUUAUUAUAACGAAGCUUCAGCUGUAACACGUUUAUCAGGUGGCAAAUAUGUGCCACGUUCAAUUCUCUUGGACUUGGAACCUGGUACUAUGGAAGCUGUUCGUUCUGGAGUUUAUGGCAAACUUUUUCGUCCUGAUAAUUUUGUAUUUGGACAAUCUGGAGCUGGUAAUAAUUGGGCAAAAGGUCAUUACACUGAAGGUGCUGAAUUAGUUGAUGCAGUAUUAGAAGUUGUACGCAAAGAAUGUGAAAAUUGUGAUUGCCUUCAGGGCUUUCAGUUAACUCAUUCACUUGGUGGUGGUACUGGUUCUGGUAUGGGAACCUUAUUAAUAUCAAAAAUUUAUGAAGAAUAUCCUGAUCGUAUUAUAAAUACAUAUUCAGUUGUACCCUCACCUAAGGUUUCGGACACUGUUGUUGAACCGUAUAAUGCAACAUUAUCAAUACAUCAAUUGGUUGAAAACACUGAUGAAACAUAUUGUAUUGAUAAUGAGGCUUUAUAUGACAUUUGCUUUAGAACAUUAAAAUUGCCGAAUCCAAGUUAUGGCGAUUUGAAUCAUUUGGUAUCGUUAACCAUGUCUGGUGUAACAACAUGUUUAAGAUUCCCAGGUCAAUUAAAUGCUGACUUGAGAAAAUUAGCUGUCAAUAUGGUACCGUUCCCUCGAUUACAUUUCUUUAUGCCUGGGUUUGCUCCGUUAACAUCAAGAGGUUCACAGCAAUAUAGGGCGUUAACAGUACCAGAGCUAACCCAACAAAUGUUUGAUGCUAAAAAUAUGAUGGCAGCAUGCAAUCCAAGACAUGGACGUUAUUUAACUGUUGCAGCUAUUUUCCGUGGACGUAUGUCAAUGAAAGAAGUCGAUGAACAAAUGUUAGCUGUUCAAAAUAAAAACAGUAGUUAUUUCGUUGAGUGGAUACCUAACAAUGUCAAAACAGCAGUUUGCGAUAUACCACCAAAAGGUUUAAAAAUGUCAUCUACAUUCAUUGGCAAUACGACUGCUAUACAAGAAUUGUUCAAACGUAUAUCGGAACAGUUUUCAGCUAUGUUCCGCCGCAAAGCUUUCUUACAUUGGUAUACCGGUGAAGGUAUGGAUGAAAUGGAGUUUACAGAAGCUGAAAGUAAUAUGAAUGAUUUAAUUUCUGAAUAUCAACAAUAUCAAGAGGCAACUGCUGAAGAUGAAUUCGAUACUGAAGCGCAUGAAGAGAUUGAAGGAGAUUGUGUUUAAUUUUUUUAUUAUUUACUUAUUUUUCAAAUACCUAAGUAUAUUUUACAGUAUGUAAUAUUUGAAUAUUGAUUUUUAUAUU